Malania oleifera is the source of this 699-nucleotide messenger RNA. RefSeq names its product pectinesterase 2-like. The transcript is spliced from 3 exons. The coding region runs from base 1 to 699 and encodes 232 amino acids. Lineage: Eukaryota; Viridiplantae; Streptophyta; Magnoliopsida; Santalales; Ximeniaceae. Gene Ontology annotation, molecular function: pectinesterase inhibitor activity; pectinesterase activity. The record is from RefSeq and is a predicted model, not a curated record.
AUGAAGCAAAAGUCUGACUUUUUCAAGUCGUCAUUACAAAUUGCUCUCAAUAAAACCCAUGAAGGUUAUGGCAUUGUAGCUUCGCUCAAGUCCAUGUGUCAAAAUAAUCGUGAAGAAGCUGCAUGGGACGAUUGUCACGAACUCUUUAACGAUGUCAUCCUUCAACUUAAUCAAAUCAUUUCUACCCCUAAAUACAUAUCAGAUGAUGCAGAAACAUUGAUUAGUGCAGCCCUUACCAACCUUGACACAUGUCGUUAUGGGUUCAUGGAGCUUGGAGUUACCAACAACAUAUAUCCUUUAUUGCCAAUUAACAAUGUUUUCGACUUGAUCUUCAACACAUUAGCUCUCAAUAAUCUUCCAUGCAAAGGGUCUAGUUAUUAUGAAGAUGGAUUUACUACUUGGGUGAAACCCAAUGACCAAAAGCGGUUGCAAGACUCUUCAUCUUUACUAUCUUCUCAAGAAACUAUUGUGGUGGCAAAUGACAACUUGGGUGAUUUCAAUACAAUAACGGAGGCAAUAAACUACCUAGUGUCGUUGCAGACGAAUACAGCGAAAAGAAAUGUCAUUCAUAUAAAACAAGGGAUCUAUCAUGGAUCUUAUAUAAAGGUAUUACUGGAGAUGGAUUUAUCGCCAAGGACAUUACUUUCCGAAACACUGCUGGAGAAGGAGCUGUCUUCCAAAAUUGUGGCAUAUAUGUAG